UUGAAAUGUGGAGGAAAAUCUCCUAAGCGAGAUUGGAAAGCUAAAGCUGGUGCCUCCAAGUAACUUACUCCACCCAUGCUUGCCCAGAAGCCACGAGAUGCCAUGACCAUUGAUGAUGGUCGAGAUAGCAGAUGUAAAAGUAUUACCACAUCAAAUAUUUAUAAAUAUUCUUGAAUUUUCAACAUUGUGAAGAGCAAGUGCAAGAGGGGGCACGACUAUAUGUCGUGGUAAAUUGAUUCCGCCGAUCCUAACCCUUGUCCGAGGACAACAAGAAGAAAUGCGUAGUUCUUUGCUUUCUGCAAAAGCAGUACUCUACUCGGCUAUCAUCGGCUCUGUGGCUCCCACCUCUGCAGUGGUGGUGUGGAAGCAUAUCGGACGGAGAAAGGAGCAGCGAGGAAAAGCCGCUUUGAUGCAAGUAGCAUCUAGAGCAAAAAGUAAUUAGAAGCCUUCUUGGAACAGGACCAUGUUUCGAGAUCUUGAUGAAAAUUUUAUUGAGGUGGAGGUAGAACUAGAAGUAGAUGAAUGUGAAGAACUUCAACAUCCUCUUCGAUCAUGUUGUUGACAGUGUCCUUUUUUUACUACUUAAAUUAUCAGGUACCACGAAAUUCCCGCUGAUGACAUUCUAUGCCGAGAAUGACAAAAACAAGGACUGUGCUGCCACAAACACCCUACCUAGCAUUGAGGAGUGCGACGACGCAAUUCAGAAACUGGGAAUGGAAAGGAAAGUACUUGUUUAUGAUACUUGGAUGAACAGUACUAAGGAAUAAAGUCCUUUUUUUUGAUUCUUGGAGACAAACAAUUCUCAUGGAAUGGAAUGGCAAUGAAAGGAAAGUGCAUGACAAUGAUGAUAUCCUCCACGUAAUCAAGCAAAAGGCUCUUCCCAAUCAUAAUCAGUGCUGACAGCCUCAACAGUAAGAACUACACCUCCACCUUGUGCAAUCUGCGAACUUCCCUCCCAUCUGAAUCAGUCAAGUAGAAACCACGCAAACACCUUCUACUAUCUUCCCAAUCCCAUUCUUCUCAAUAUAUUUAAAUAAAUCACCCAAUCCCAAUCUCGAUCAAUCAGUCAAUCACCACAUCCCAAUCAAUCAAUCACUCAAUCAAAACCCAGAUCGCCACAGUGAAUCUGAUCGAUAGUGCACAGAAAUUGCCAGGAUGCUACUACGACAUGGCGGUGAAAACGGCGUUUUUUAACAAGUUCACUGGCACGACCAAAACCUUGGCUGAUUUAGUUAAGGCCGCUUGAGGAUACACAUACAGAUAUUCAUUAUAGUGAGGAUACCGAUAUUGAUUAUAGCUUUACCUUUACUUGCUUCUACAACCGUACGUAUCUGUCCUCUCCAAAUGAAGUUCAGCUCUAACUUCGGCGGAGGCGACCUGUACAGGAUAUGCAAACAGCAAUAGAUGCGACUUCCAAGAAGUACUAAGGAUGGUAUUACGUUUUUAUGGCCACGAGAAAGAAAAAGAAGAGAAUACUUUUAAGAAAUCUAUCAUUCUAAUAUUAUUAUUAUUAAAUAUGUUCUAACAAACCCACAGAGGACAGACACAUCAACAACAGCCAUACGCAUACGACAAUGAAACUAGACGAAAUACUUGAACAGAAAAUGAAUACCCAAGAACGACAAUCAGAAAAUCUGAGCGUGGAAAUAAGAGAAACCGUCACCAGCACUACCGGUGAAAAGUCAGAAGUCCUUUUACUUGAUGAAU
Amoebophrya sp. A25 is the source of this 1707-nucleotide messenger RNA. The record is from the annotation of a GenBank genome assembly. NCBI's taxonomy places the organism in Eukaryota, Dinophyceae, Syndiniales, Amoebophryaceae.